AUGGUGGACGACCCGUCCACCGACGGCGUCAUCGCGUGGGGCCGGGCCAACAACAGCUUCGUCGUCGCCGACCCCUUCGUCUUCGCGCGCACGCUGCUGCCCGCGCACUUCAAGCACUCAACUUCUCCAGCUUCGUGCGCCAGCUCAACACAUACGUGCGCCAGGGUGGCCGUGGAGGUGGUCCGGCUGAGGCGGGAGCAGAGAGCCAACGAGGAACAGCUGGUGGCGAUGCGGCGCCGCGUGCAGGAGACCGAGCGCCGGCCCAGGCAGAUGCUCGCGCUCCUCGCUAGGGCCGGCGGCGACGUGGACGCCAUGGCCGUCGACGGUGUCCGUGGCUCCGUGCCGACUGUUUCGAACCCGUCAGGUGGCAGUUUGCUGCUGAGUGAUCGAUCGUGAUCGACGUCGUCUAGCCGUCUAGGUGUGUGCGUGUUGCGUGCAGAUCAUUGAGCAAACCUUCUGUGAGACAACAAGACUGCCUGAUCAGGUUCAGGACCGGGAUCUGGAAAUCAACACAAGAAACCAAUUUCGAUUUGCAGGUUGGGACAACAUCCAGUGACUGGAUUC
Setaria italica (foxtail millet) is the source of this 564-nucleotide messenger RNA. Its product is annotated as heat stress transcription factor C-2a-like. NCBI's taxonomy places the organism in Eukaryota, Viridiplantae, Streptophyta, Magnoliopsida, Poales, Poaceae. Gene Ontology annotation, biological process: regulation of transcription by RNA polymerase II. Gene Ontology annotation, cellular component: nucleus. Bases 1 to 396 code for a protein of 131 amino acids. The transcript has a single exon. The record is from RefSeq and is a predicted model, not a curated record. Gene Ontology annotation, molecular function: RNA polymerase II cis-regulatory region sequence-specific DNA binding; DNA-binding transcription factor activity.